AUGGUUCAUCGUCCGCCGCCGCCGCCGCCGCCGCCGCCGAUGACGAGCGCGAAUCCUUCGCGCGAGGCCAACGCGAAUCCAUCAACCUCCGCGGUUACACCGACGGUGACGUCGUACAUGUGCGUCGCCACCUCCGACGGCGACGUCACCUGGGUCCCGCAUAUCGGGCCGUACGUCCCAGCGGGGGCGCCGCCUGGGUUGAUGCACGCGCAGAGCGAGGGACGCGGUGGACGCGGAGGCGGCGGUUGGGCGAGCGGGACGCGCGGACGCAGAGGCGGCGGACACCGACGCGGGCGCGAGGACGAUCCUGGUGACGCGUAUCGGGGUGUGAGUACGACGGGCGAUGGGUUCAACGCGGCGAAGCGGGCGAGAGCGGGAGUGGGUGAUGAAGGAAAGGCGAGCGGGACGAACAAGCCGAGUGGGACAUCGAAACCGACGCUCCCGACAGCGGAGGAAAUUCCAGUGGUGAAACCCGUGGACGUCGCGAGUUUACCCGAAGACGUGCGGCGAUAUCGAGAGGAGCGAGCGAAGCACUGGCCGAGCGAUUCCCACGUCCAGGCGAAGUUGGAGGCUGGGGAAGACGAGGAGCGCGCACGGGCGCUGCGGAAGGAACGAUUGAGGGAAAUUUUGGCCAAGCAGCGAGAGAUGGGACAUUUCGAGGCGUCCCAGGAGAUCGGAGAAGAAGGAGAUGGCGAGAGGACGGCGACCAUGACGACGAAGAGAGAGCAAAGGGUAGGAGAACAGGAGAAGAAGCCAUCGGGGGACUCAGUCAAAGUGUGUCGAUUUUGGCUUCAGGGCGGAUGUCGAAAGGGCGACGCGUGUGAUUUCAAGCACGAAGCCGGACCGAACAGCGAUCAGCGUUGUCGAUUUUUUGCGAGGGGCCGGUGUAAAGCCGGCAAACGUUGCCCGUUUAGGCACGAUAUCGUCGACAAGAAGACAUCCGGCGUCUCGAGUGGGAAUCCUCAGACGCUGUUGAAAAAGUUGUUGCACAAAGAAAUCAAGCGAGAUGAGGAGCGACUGUUGCAGUUAUUUAGAUUUCUCGUCAACAAUGACUUCUUCGAAGGGUCAAAAGGUUGUGAGGAGCCGUACUGGAUGUUUCCCUGGGCAGACGAGGACUUCAAGGUCGUCGAUCGACGCACGGCGAUCGCGUCAUUGCCGCCAAUCGAGGAUGAAGACGCAGAAGUGAAAGAACCGGUCACGCAGGCGAUGAGUGAAGAGGUUGAAAAGGCGCCACGCCCCGAUAUGGGAUUUUUCGCCGCGUACGACAGCGAGGAGGAUAGCCGUGCGAACGAUAGCGAUUAG
Molecule: messenger RNA, 1302 nt
Organism: Ostreococcus tauri
Lineage: Eukaryota; Viridiplantae; Chlorophyta; Mamiellophyceae; Mamiellales; Bathycoccaceae
Product: Zinc finger, CCCH-type
Exons: 1
Coding region: 1-1302 (433 amino acids)
Biological process (GO): box C/D snoRNP assembly
Cellular component (GO): nucleus
Molecular function (GO): RNA binding; metal ion binding
Source: RefSeq, a predicted model, not a curated record